This is a messenger RNA of Pogoniulus pusillus (Red-fronted tinkerbird), 719 nucleotides long. RefSeq lists its product as uncharacterized. NCBI's taxonomy places the organism in Eukaryota, Metazoa, Chordata, Aves, Piciformes, Lybiidae. Bases 1 to 615 code for a protein of 204 amino acids. The record is from RefSeq and is a predicted model, not a curated record. The transcript is spliced from 3 exons.
AUGCGGGGGUUGGAGUCUUCUCCCGAUGGGGUUCGGCGCCCGCCCGCUCCACCGCCCGGGGCCUCCGAGGCACCUCCGCCCGCCCCAGAAGGCGGUAUCUCUUGGUGCUUAUCAGCCACUACGACUGUGGCAUUGGGACGCAGCUCGUACAAAGGCUGCCGGCAGCCGGCCCCCGCAGCAGCCACCCGAGCCGCUGGCCGGGGAGAGAUUUCGGCCCCAACAGGGAGCAGGAGCCGGUGCCGGCAACGGCUCGCACAGGCAACGACGCGCUUGGGACACAGCAGCGCCUCGGCAAAUGUUCACGUCGCUACCCCUCCGGCUGGCCGUGCCCGCAGCGAAGCUGGCGCGCUCUGCGUGGUACGCGGUCAGACCCGUUUGCCUCCAGAAUCAUUCCCAAACGAGGCGGGAGUCACACAUAUCGACCGAGAACGGCCACUGGCACCCUCACUAAUACCGUCGGAGAUGGAUCCCCUUCGCUCUUUCGUUCCUGGCCUCAAAGAUUACCAAGGGAGCGCUCGCAUGGUGGACAGUGAGCAGCAGAAACAGAGCGGGGCAGCAGCCGUGCUGGAGACGGACAGGGCACGGCAGAGACGGCUUCUCUGUCUUCUGAUCUGACAGGUUGCCUCUUUGUUUCCUAUGAUGCCUCCGAGAUACGGGGAUAUUUUAAUAAAACAAAAUAGGAAAACCCCCACAAACAGACGAACCCCCCAAAAAAUAAA